Molecule: messenger RNA, 18347 nt
Organism: Pelobates cultripes (western spadefoot toad)
Lineage: Eukaryota; Metazoa; Chordata; Amphibia; Anura; Pelobatidae
Source: the annotation of a GenBank genome assembly
UGAAUGUGAGUGUGUGUCAGUGAAUGUGUGUGUGUCUGUCAUUGAGUGUGUGUCAGUGAAUGUGUGUGUGUGUCAGUGAAUAUGUGUGUGACAGUGAAUGUGAGUGUGUGUGUCAGUGAAUUUGAGUGUGUGUGUCUGUCAGUGAGUGUGUGUGUUGGUCAGUCAGUGUGUAUGUGUCGGUCAGUGAGUGCGUGCGUCUGUAAGUGAGUGCAUGCGUCUGUCAGUGAGUGUGUGCGUCUGUCAGUGAGUCUGUCAGUGAGUGUGAGUCUCUCAGUGUGUGUCCGAGCAAUAGUGUAUGUCUUUCUAUCAGUGUGUCAAAUCAGUGAGUGUGUGUAUGUCAUUGUUUGUCAGUGUAUAUGAGAGUCUGUGUCUGUCAGCGAGUGAGCAUCUGUCAGUGAGUGAGCGUCUGUCAGUCAAAGUGCGGCCUUGACAGGAAGGGGUGGAGAAAUUUAAAUUAGGGGGGGUGCCCAAGCACCGUCCUGCUUAGGGCAGCACAAAUCUUAAAUACACCACUGAGUAUUGGGCUGAGAGAAUGAGAGGGGCUCACCCUCUACUAAUGAAAAAUCAGAAUCAUGUAUUAAAGUAAACUGUAGGAUAAACAGAGAAACUGAUAUAAAUUACUCUAACAAUUAGCAUUGGGCUGAGCUUUGAUGGGGACUCACCCUCUAAUAAUGAAGUCAGUGUCAUGUACUGACCUAAGCCAUAAGGUAAACAAAAAAAACGUACGGCGUCGGUAUGAAAACAGCAUAGGGUUGUGUUUAUGACAGAGUCACCCUCUAAUAAGGAAGCAGUAUUACGAGUCGAAUUAAGCCGUAGUCUAAGAAACAGAAAAAAACUGAGAUAAAAAUGUCUUGGACAACCAUGUUAAGUCUUGAUUUAAGCAGUUGCGUCUCACAUUGAGCAACCGCAGUAAUCUUGACCCUUAAGUCGAUCAAAUUGUUGCAGAUAAAAAAAAAAAACACAAACAAAUAUUCAAGUAACCCUGUCUGACUUCAAAACAAAAGCAGGAAUCAGUAGAAUAAUCUGAAGAUAGUUUUCUUGAGGUAAUCCCUCAAGCGGCUCAGGAACAGGUACACCAAAGAAAAAAACACCAUCAUCUGGAAAGUGUUACAUUAGGAUCUCGAAGGCUGUGUCGGUAACUGCGGAGCAUCAGGCUUACUUCUCUUGCUAGGCUGCUCAGGAGUCGAAGAUGAAAGUGUGUGAGCUGAGAACAACUGGCUUUUGAUUAUGGAGUUGAGAACUUCAAUACCCUCUUCUGGUGAUGAAACAACAAAGUUCUGACCAUUCAUGCAAAAAGGGAACCUUUACCAGGAACCCCCAUUUGUAUAUGAUUCCUUUGCGAUGCAGUUCUUAAGUGAAAGGUAGAAAUUCCCUGUGCCGUCUCAUGGUGUGUGCAGAAAAUUUCUGAAAGACUUUCAUGUUGUUAUAGUCCCCAGGGGAGCCAGACAUGUGCACUGCACCCAAGAAUUAAUCUUUUAUGUGAUAAUAGUGAAAACACACUAUUACAUCCUUGGGUGCAGCCGAGUUAGUGACAUUGGGUUUAACUGUCCUCCCCAUAGACUGAAAAUAGUUUGGUAGUUCUGCAAUGUUGAUGUUGUCAAGGAUCCCCCUGAUCCUUAAAUUAUUGCGUCAACUCCUGUCUUCAGUAUCCGCAAUUUUGAUUAACCAGUUGUUGAAGUGCCUUUACCUUGUCUACCAAAUCCAGAUGAGAUUGCUGUUGGAAGUGUAAUCUAUUUUCCACUUCUUCCGUGCACGGGUUAAUACCUUCCACAACUCCAUACAUCGCUUCAAAAUCUUUUUUUAAAUCAUUUUUUAAGUCUACUCUUGAAUAAGUUCAAUCAGCAUUCCAGCUGAUGGUGGCAAAUCUUCAGCCAAUUCAGGUGGCAUUGUAAGAUUGUAUGUUGCUGCUUUAAGAGUAGUGUAAGACAAAUUGGAUGUGACAGCAGCCAUCUUGGUGGUGGAAAUAUCAAGUUGUGCAGAAGCAGCUAUCUUGAAUGUGGCAUGGUCAUUACUAAGUUUUGUAAAAGCAGCAGCCAUAUUUUGGUGGCAGUGGCCAUUGUGGAGGUGGCAGUGGCCGUUUUACUGAUGGUAGCCAUCUUUGUAGGGGCAGCAGGUCUUUGUGGAAGUGGCUGUAAAGUCAUUGUGCCAAUACUCUCUGUAGUCUGUUCUGUUUCCAUAAUAUUGGGUCUAUCUGUGUCCCUUUCGUCUUCACUAGAACAUGCUGGCUCUUUAAAACUGUGUGGGGUGGGGUCAAGGUACCUUCCACCCAGUCCGACCUCCGCAAGGCUGUGGGACCCGGCGGAGAUCCCCUUUCCCCUGUCAGUAGCCCGAUUACUUAAAUAAAUGAGCGAUCGGGCCGCUCUAGCAUGAGACCGCAUGUGGUCUUUCUUGCACACUGUGCCACUCGCAGAAGCUCCCUCCACACUCUCUGAGCUUGUCAGAUACUCUGAACGUGUUCUGCCCAUCCUUCACUCUCGCAGCACUUGCGGCCGCAGUUCCACCAUUUAUUUGAAUAUGUGGAACUAGGGGAAGGACGAGAGGUUAAUGAACCAUCAGGGGAGUGUGGCAUUAAAUCGGGCAGCGAAAUAAGCUGCAAAUCCGGCAUGCAAGCUUUGUCUCAGUUUUCUUCAUGACAGGCAUGUUUUUUUCCAAAGACAUUUUUUCUCUCUCUGCAUAUAAGUUGAAUGUUUAUAAAAUGACAUUGGUGGUUUAAAGUUGCAGAUUAAUGAAAUAAGUUAUGCUUUUUGGAACAUUUUUUAGUCCCAGUGUCCGAGGAGCUCCUCUAAACGGUGACCAUCUAUGAUGGUGGCCAAGCUCCGCCCUAACAAUAAUUCUAAAUGUGUUCACGUAAUUAUUUAUUUUAUUGGUUUCAUUAAAUCAAUUGAAAUUCCUACCUUCUUAAGAAUAACUGUAAAGCUUCCUCCUUAUAGACAUGUUAUAAAUAGAAGUACACAAGCCAAACUUGUCAUAUAUAUUUGGUUACAAGGGAAGAUUAUUUUAGUAACAAAUCAUAAAUUAUGAACUGAGAAAAUAAAAGUCAAUGCUCCCUAGCUGUCUUUGACAAAUAUAUGUGUGAUUAUUUUGAAAUAACGCAUAAAAUAAUUUGUUUAGGGUUUUGUUUUACCUAGGAAUUUUGAACAAAAUUGAAUUGAGCAAAAGAUAUUUAUUACAAGAUCCAGUACACUGAUAUUGGAUACCUUUUUUUAUAAAGUACUCAAUAACAUAGUCAAUUUCAAUGAAAAGCCAUCAUUAUCCAUGAAGAUUCUAAAAAAUGAAUAAUCACGUUAACAUCACAAAUAUUUACAUAAUCAGGUUUUAUAAUCUAAAGGGAUUUUCUCUAUCUGAAUCCCAUCUGUUUUAGAACGUCCUGCGAGAGUGAGAAACAUUGAUUAUUCUAUAACCUUUCCUUCUUCAGAAAAUGAAUAAGUGAGAUGUAUGAUCUUCAUUAAAGCGGCUCGUAUGGUAUCCAAACGUUGUUCCGUGGACUAAUGUAACAAGAAAUGCUGUGCUGUUCUUUAAUUUAAUUUGAUUUAGAAUCAAGUCAAGGAUUGACUUAGCCGGUUAAGAACACCCAUCGGUCCUGAAUUCUCCCCAUUAGUCAUGAUUAUAAAGUAAGAUUGGGUUCCCUACUUGGAAAAAAAUAUAUAUGUCAAAACAUGGCAAUAAUGACAGCAGGGUUUCUCUGCAUGGUUCUUGAAAAGAAAUAUAUAAAGUCUGGAUUGUUGGUUUAAAAAUACACAACAAUAUAGGGUUGAACAGGUGAGGUGCAUGGAUGAGCUGGGGGCAAAUUGAUUGGUGUUCGGUCUUCAAAAUAAAAAUAAUAAUAAUAAUUCAUGGGAUGAGUUCCUGGAAUAUGAAUUGUAAUUCUUCCAAUGUUUAUCUCAAAAUAAUUCCACAUAUACCACACCUAUCUAAUUAUAAACUGUAAAAGCAUACAAAUGGUUUAUAGCUUUUGAUCAUCUUCUCUGUCAUCUUCUCUAUCUUUAAAGUAAAUGUAUACAUAUAGUAUACAUAUAGUACAUAUAUAUAUAUAUAUAUAGACACUGUACAUAGCACAAGGUUUAAGCUGUAUCAGCUUCUAUGAAGUAUAAUUUAUUAACUAUUUAUGUUGUGAGAACUUGGACAUAUGUGGAUCAUAGGAAUUUAUUUUUUUAACGCCAAAAAUAUAUUUAACCCCUUAAGGACCAAACUUCUGGAAUAAAAGGGAAUCAUGACAUGUCACACAUGUCAUGUGUCCUUAAGGGGUUAAAGGGACACUGUAGUCACCAGAACAACUACAGCUUAUUGAAUUUGUUUUGGUGAGUAGAAUCAUUACCGUCAAGCUUUUUGCUAUUAACACUGUAUUUUCAGAGAAAAUGCAGUGUUUACAUUACAGCCUAGUGAUAACUUCACUGGCCACUCCUCAGAUGGCUGUUAGAGAUCCUUUCUGGGUCAUGGCUGCCUAGAAUGCAUCCAAACAUUCAGUAUCUCCACCCUCUGCACGAAGACAUUGAACUUUCCUCAUAGAGAUGCAUUGAUUUAAUUCAUCUCUAUGAGGAGAUGCUGAUUGGCCAAGGUUGUGUUUGAAUUGUGCUGGUUCUGCCCCGAUCUGCCUCUUUGUCAGUCUCAGCCAAUCCUAAUGGGAAGCAUUGUGAUUGGAUCAGGCUACCACUUCAGCUCCAGACUUGAAUACAAGUAAGAUUUUACAAUAUUAGGGAGGCAUGAGGGGACCAACGUGGCUAGAUGGUGGUUUUACCCUAUAGGUUCAGGAAUACAUGUUUCUGUUCCUGACCCUAUAGUGCUCCUUUACCUCCAUUUCUCUCAACAACUUUUACAUGACAUCACAGGAUGAUAAUAAGAGCAACUAUAAUGACAGAUGGAUACAUGCAGGAGCUGCUGGAAGUUGUCAUUUGCCUUUUUGUGCAAGAAUGCAUUUUUUGCCAAUCGUAUUGUCGUUUUUGGUGUAUAAUUACAAUACCAAGAAUGAUGAGCAAGAAUAAGAAAAGAAGGAGAAAGGAAAAGAGUAAAGAAAAAAAUGGGAAGAAAGAAAUGGACAACUGGUAAAGAACUAGUACGCAAUAAGGCACUCUGUCCCUCACACCUGUGACUUAAGCUUCUAAUAGCGCUAUGAAAUGAAAGGUAAGAGUGACCUUUUAAAUACACACUGCACCCCUCACCCACACACUGCACCUUUUACACACAUUGCCCCUUUUACACACAUUCAGCACCCCUCACACACAGCAAAAAGGAAAAGGAAAUAUAAAUUUAAAUAUACAUUUAAAAAAACAGUGUUCCUUUAAGAAAGCAAAAGAUGUGCUUGUUCAAUUAGAUUUCAUAGUUCCAAUUGUAUUAAAUAAACACACCUCAUCUCUUUCCCACUGAAGACAAUUAAACUAUAAAACAUUAUUGUUCUCAAUCUGUCAAUUGAAUUUUUAAAUAAUUUUUCACUUCUUUUUUCAAUACAAAGUUUAAUACACUCUCAGUACAUUUGACUGUUUAAAUAACUGGUUUUUUUUGUAGCUGUAGAUGACAUUAUUAACUGUCAUUUUCACUCUACGGGUUUUAUGCAGAAAACCAUGGAGACAGAACUUGGCUCAAUCAAUCGAGAAUUUGACUUAACAAAUGUAAUAAAUUAAACACUCACAUAUGUAUUCAUGUAAAGAAAUGUUUGUAUAUACUGUGGAAAAAUAUUUUCACACCUGCUACAUUACACAACAACAUUAAAAUGCACAAAUUACAAUUGAUUUUCAGAUUUGGAUAGAGUUAUAUUUUUUUUCCAAUUUAUUAUUAAGCUUGGCUAUUACUAUUUAGGGAUAAGCAGCAACUCUCAUUUUGUCUUGAUUCCUUUCCAACGGUUGUUAUGAGCAGAGAGAAACAGCAGGUUCUAGAGUAUGUAGGAGUAAGGCCAUGAAGCCAAGCCCUGAGUUUUAGACCAACUAGCACAAACUCUUUGAACGAUGCAUUCCUUGAAAGGUGAUAGGCCUGAAUAUAAGACUGAAGAUAAUGAUGGACAUGAAUAUAGUGACACUAUUGUGACUGCAACACAAAUCCCAUCUGUACACAGUGAAAAGAGAGACGUUUAUCUCUGAGCAGUAACUGUCUCAUUGUUCUCACCUUACAGUCAGACCACCAAGUGCAUCUUUCAAGGUAUCGGGUUGGUGGAGUGUGGAAGUAUGGAUGGCUGAAUAUGAGAAGAAAAGGGACACUAGCAGGGCCAGACUGGGAAAAAAACAUUGGCCUGGGCAUUAUUUAACCACAGUGGCCCAGUGACUAGCGGGCAGGCCAGAAAGGGUCUUAUUUUGUCAUCAUCAACAUCAUCAGAAAAGAGGGCAAGGAAAGUUUAUUGUGCAUGUGUUUGGAGGAUGCUUGUGUAUGUGUAGAGUAAGCAGAUUGUGGUAUGGUAUUUUGUGUAAAUAGGUUGGUUUAAGAGAUUGUGAGAUUUGGCAUUGCUGGAAUGUUGCCAUAGUAACCACGGCAAUGCUCCAAACCCACAAGAAGAAUAUCCCACCAUAGCUGUAGGUUAGAGCACCCUGGUUCUUCCCUUCCCUCUCCUUUUCUCUACUGCAGUGAAGUGCCUGUUGGCUCUCCCACCAGCCCAUGAAGGCAUACAGUAAGGAAGGCGCUUGGAUAGCGCCAGCCCUGCAUGGGUCAGCAGGAGAGAUCCUCUGAUCCAUUUUAGUCGUUCAGUUGUGUCUGACUCUCUGUGUCGAUAUGGACCAUAGCACGCCAGGUUCAUCUGUCAGUCACUCCCCCUCCGAGCUCCAACAAAUUUAUGUUUGUUGCUUCAGUGACCUCAGCUAUUCCUCUCCGUUUCUGUCAUCCCCUUCUUCAUGUGCCUUCAAUCUUUCCCAGCAUCAGAGUCUUCUCUAGAUAAUCCUGCCUUCUCAUUAUGGCCACAAUAUUCCAGCUUCAGCCUUAUGAUCAUAGCUUCCAGUGAAAAGCUUGUCUUGAUUUCCUGUAGUACAGAUUUAUUGGAUCUCCUUGCCAUCCAAGGGAUUCUAAGCAGUUUUCACCAGCACCACAGUUCAAAGGCAUCAAUUCUACGACGCUCAGCCUUCUUUAUAAUCCAGCUCUCAUGUUACUACUGGGAAUACCAUAGUUUUGACUAUGCGGACCUUUGUUGAUAGUGUAAUAUCUUUCGGUUUUACCAGCUUGUCCAAGCUUGCCAUAGCUUUCCUCCCCAGAAGCAAACGUCUUUUAAUUUCAUGACUAAAGUCCCCAUCUGAAGAGAUCUUGGAUCCCAAUAAAAUGAAAUCUGUCACUGCCUCCACUUCUUCCCCCUCUAUUUCCCAGGAAUUGAGAUUGCUGUUUGCCAUGAUCUUAAUCUUUUUAAUGUUGAGCAGCAAGCCAGCUUUUGUACUCUCUUCUUUUACCUUCAUCAAUAGGUCCUUUAGUUCUUCCUCACUUUCAACCAUCAGAGUAGUAUCAUCCUUAUAUCUGAGGUUAUUGAUAUUUCUUCCGGCAAUAUUGAUUCCGGCUUUGGAGUCAUCCAGCCCAGCCUUACACAUUAUAUAUUCCGCAUAUAAGUUGGAUAAAUAAGGUGACAAUAUACAACCUUGUCACACUCCUUUCCUAAUCUUGAACCAUUCUGUUGUCCCAUGUUUGGUUCUCACCGUGGCUUCUUGGUCCACAUAGAGAUUCCUCAGAAGGCAGAUGAGGUGAUAUGGCACUCCCAUCUAAGAACUUGCCACAUGUUGUUGUGAUCCACACAGUCAAAGGCUUUAGAAUAGUCUAUGAAGCAGAAGUAGAUGUUUUUCUGGAACUCUCUGGCUUUCUCUAUUAUCCAUCAUACAUUGGCAAUUUGAUCUCUUGUGCCUCGUCCUCUGGGGAAUCCAUCUUGUAUAUCUGGUAAUUCCCGGGCAUAUAUUGUUUGAGUCAAGCUUGUAGGAUCUUAAGCAUUACCUUGCUGGCUGUUGCUAUGACCAAAGAAUUAUCUUGACAUAAUUCUACUAAUCUCUGACCUGCUUCAUUUUGAUAAUGUAAUAAUAAGUGGAGCAAUAUUAAAUGUUGUAAUUUGAAUAUAUACAAACGUAUUGGGUAUAUCCCCCAAUAGGUGGCAUUUGAUUAGAAUUCAUGGAACAUGUAAAAAAAGAAAAUGGAAAGAACAAAUAGUAUAGAUUGUUUUUAACAAAAUUUAAUUAUUCUGUCACACAGUAAUAACUCUAAUAAUAUGUGAAUCUGAAGCUUAUAUAACAGUGUUUGUACAGAUAAUAUAGUUCAAAGGAUAUAUGGAUAUAUAAUAAUCCUUUUAAAGGAUAAAUGAUAUAAAACUUAUAGUUUAUUAUAAACAGACAUACAUGACAAAAAAAAUAAAUAAAUUAGUUAGAAGCUCUGCCUCUUACAAAAACAGGUGGUGAGUAAUCACGGUGUAUGUCGCUACUCACUGAUCAGGCUCAAUGUGGGUGGGCUGCAGAUGUCUCUACAAGCGGGGUAAAGUCCUUUUGUGUUGCUGGCGGCGGUUUUGCCACGUUUUUCCAACAGGCUCAGAUCUCUUAGCAUCCUGCUGUGUGUUUCAAGUCCGCAAGCUCCGCCCCUCUCAAUGACUUCAACACAUUUCGCCGUUUAUUUGCGGCUUCCUCAGGGCAUGCUGAUGACUCCAUGUUGGAGAUGGGCAUUAAAGGGCGAGAUCUCAAGUCCUUAUUGGCUGUUUCAAAAUGGUACAUUUACAUAUUGCUCAUGUAAUUCCUAGCAUGAUGUUACCGAUAUAUAUAUAAUUAUACAGUACAUAUAGUCCCACAUAUGUGUACAUACAUAUAUUAAAACAUGGAUCACGGUCCUAAUUUAUCAUAUUAAUACAUUUAAACAUUCACUUUAAAAGACAGCCUAAACAUAAAAAACUAGAAAGAAGCCAUAAUACCAUAGGUAGUAAAUACAUAAAAAAAACUGUGUUGACAUAGAUAAUAUAGACAAAUACAUCUUCUCUAAGACAAUGCAUAGUUAGAGAGAAUGCAUAUUUAAAGAGACAGCACUCAAGAACUUAUUUAAAGGGUAUGAUCACAUAAAAAGUCACCUAUAAAACAUAAAACAGAAGGUAUUCCCAAACCUGCUUGAAAGACGGUGAAAUAAAGAAAGAUAAUUGUAAAUGGAUGCGAUAUACAUUGAUAAUAGGCAUUGUCAGGAUCGUAUCCUGACAGCUAUGUUUUAUCUUCCUUUUGUUUCUGUUCCUUUAAAAAGAAGUUCCAGCUUUCAACCACUAGUGGCCUCCAUAGCCACUAGUCACCUCAGUCCUCACCUGCCUAGGACUAAUUACUUGCUUCAACUACAUAAGGCUACGCCCUGCUCACAACAGGGCCUUUACAUUGAAGUUUAUGAUCAGUUCCUGGCUCCUGUCAACCUGCUCCAGACUUACCUUCUACCCUGCUCUAUACCAACCUGCUCCAGACUUACCUUCUACCCUGCUCUAUACCAACCUGAUCCAGACUUACCUUCUACCCUGCUCCAUACCAACCUGCUCCAGACUUGCCUUCAAACCUGCUCCACUCUCACGUAUGAUUUUGACCUCUGCCUAUAUUACCGGCCUUCCUGUGUUACAAACCUGCCUCUAUUACCAGCCUUCCUGUGUUACAAACCUGCCUCCAUUAUCAGCCUUCUACUGUUACCAGCCUGCCUCUGUAACCAUGAAAGAACUAUUCUGGUGUACCUAGUGUAACACACAGGAAAGAGGGAGACAGACUAGCACUAAACUGCUCAAACUGGGAGAAAUAGGGAUUCACUAAAAACCUAUAAAAAAAGACAAAUAAGAAAUCACCUUAAAAGUAAAGUGUGUGGACUCCAGGAGCUGGCUAGUGACUAAUGGCUAAAAAUGUGGUAAACCUAAAAGGUAUAAAAGCAGUGAGUGAUUGCUGUGCCUUCGAUAUAAAACAUAAAAAUGUGGAGAAUAAGAGAAAAAUAAUAAAUAAAUUAUGAUAAAAAUGAGGAUAAAAAUAUAAAAAAAUAAAAAAUAUAGAAAAAUAAAAAAUAAUGAAAAAGCGAACAAUGUGUGCUGUACCUUUAAAAUAUUGUGGUGAGGAAUAUAAAGUGGGUGAUAGAAGAGAAGAAAUGGUGGGUAAAAAUAAGAUAAAAGUGAAAGAAAUAUGUCUUAAAUAAUUAAUAAAUAGAGACAGAUAUGUAUAAAAGUAAACCACAAAAUAAAGGAAUAAACUCCUUGGAGGAAAAUGUGCAACACAGGUAUCUCGAUCCCCAAUGAAAUGGGGGGUAGAUGAUACCUAUUUCAAAGUGAUCUAUUUUGUAGUGUCAAAGAUAAAAAGUAACAGUAUUAAGUUGCUAAGCGAUACAGUAUGUGGAACUGCAAGCUUGGAUACUCUGUAUAAUAGAUCGUGAUGAACUGAAGCAAGGUAAACUGGAUAGGUUAACAAAAAGAGUCCAGUUUAUUAAACAUUAAAAAUAUAUAAAAGAUAAUAAAAAUAUAAGUAAAAAAAACCUUCAUAAGUGCAUUACCAGGCUUUAAUAUAUCAAAUGCCAGCAGGGACCCUCGGAUUAUAGGAGGAUGGAUCUGGAUACUGUUGGUAAGUUGUUGGUAUUCCGGCUGCUGGUGAGGACGGCGUGAUGCUGAGUGCACGUUACGAACAGAAGCCUCACUCCCGGGGACGUGCAAAACAGGCGAUGCCGGUUGCUGUUUUUACCAAAGGUCCUGCUUGGAAAAUGGAACUACUGCUGGUGAAUGCGAUCAGUGUCUUGCUUUUGCAAACUGCCUAACGCGUUUCGUAGGAGUGGCAAAUUUCAAAAUCAUUGCUGAGGCCAUAUGGAACCAAGAAUGCACUUCAUCUCUGCCUUUCCAAUCUUUACAUUAAAAGCUCCACCUCUCCAUUCACUUUUAACUUGCUGUAUCCCAAUAAAAUCCAAUUUUGUGGGCUCUGCUCCAUGAUGAUCCCUAAAGUGGUGUGCCACCUGGUGUAGUGCGUAUGUGUAUGUAUAUAUAUAUAUAUAUAUAUAUAUAUAAACAACUUGACAUAAGGAUAGUUCUAAUAGUUAAUAAAAAAAAAUAAUAAUUAGAUAAUAUUUAUAAUAUUUAGAUGUUUUUAUAUACAUUGCUAAACCAAAAUAUGAAAAUAUUUUCUUUUUAUAUUUGUAGAUGCUCCUUUUGUAAAUCUAAACUCAAUGUAAAUUCCAACCAAAAAUAGGUCUAAUAUUUUCAAAUUAUUAAUAGAACCCUCGACAAACAAAGCAACAUGUAUACAUCAGCAUAUACAUUAUACAUUAUUUCCCUGUGGGGUUUACUUUUGUGCAUGACAGUCCUUUGAGUAUUAAACAAAACCUUAGAGUAUUAUCUUUCCAAUCACCAUGGCAAUUAAAAAAAAUAAUAAUAUUUUUUUUCACUUCUUACCCCAUAUCAUUACAUGAAACUUGAUUGUGGAAUGGAAAUUGUACUUUAGGGACUUGUUCAUGAUUUGUACAGCAAUAUCACCUAUAUAUAAGUUUGACAUUGGUCAGGCAUUCAUUUUUCAAAACACACAGUAGGAUAUUCUUCUUUUUUUUAGCUAGAUUGGACUUAUUUCUGCUGCUCACUCUCAGAUACUGCUUAUUUAAUGUAUCUUAUAAUAUCAAGUUUGUUAUAUCUGGCGAUGAGUUUUAUCUGACAGUUUUCUUCCUAUAUUAAUCGGAAAAUCACAAUUUUUGAAUUGUAUUUCUAACAAAAACAUUAUUAUAGCAAAAUAUACAACAUAUAAUUAUUAUUAUUUUUUUACUAGAAACAAGGAAUAAAGUUAUUGUGUCAUUUAACAAUUGUGUGAUGACUGUACCAUAUAUUUUAUAUCUAUUAUAUAAGAAGAAAGAAGUGAUUCACAUUGAAAUUUCAAGGCAAAAGACAUGAUGAGAGCCACAUUGCUUUGAUAAAAGCAUUAUUUUAGAAUAAAAAGGUAAGUUUCUUAUUAAUUGUGUUAAUUUAGAGACAGCUACCUUUAUUAGAAAUAGUCUUUUGUGCUUUAUCCAGGGGUCAUUUCUAGGCAAUAAAUUAGGAUUGCAUUAAAUGUAGCAAUGCUCUCUGUGAAUGCUGGCAACCUAAUGUUAAUUAAUUUUAAUUGUAAUAAUGAUAUCCUUUAAAUAUGUCAAGUCUUCGAUCUAGAAAACAGUCAGCAACAAUCGCAGGCUCAUAACAAUAUGUACACUUUUUCUUUUAGUUACUUACUUCAAACCCCUUUCACAAAGACCCUCUCAGGGGUCGAAACGUUGCGGUUUCUCACUUGUCCCAUUAAACACAUUUGAAGAUUCUUAAGUGCCUGGAUCCUCUUUCUACCACUGAUAUCUACUCAAUGUGGCUGGUGCUGGCCCUUGGUCCAGUUUAGCACCUGGAUCUUCAUGUGAUUGGAGUGCGGUUAAUUCUUUCUCUUUUUGCAAAAACGUUGGUUUGUAGGCACAUUACUAGCUGAGGGAGCUAGUAUGAUGGCAAUCAAAUAUACAUAUUUUUUAUUCUUUAUCAUCACUGCAAAUCAAAUGGUACAAAUUACAACACUGUUAAUCUAAUCAUAAACAAAUUUCAGGUGAUCGUAAUUAUAGGAAUAAACUGGAGAAGGUAUAAAAUGUCCUAGGGCAGUUAAAUUGUGAAAUUGAUAGAGAUUCAAGCCUAUCAUGUAGGUAUAUUUUCAAGUUAUCUUACACAUGACCAUCAGACCAGAAUUUACAUUCUAAGUGAGGUGUUGUGUUGUAGACACAAAAAAUACAUUUAUUGCUUUAUUAGAUGUUGGUAGGUUUACAGAGUUACGUAUGGUUGUUUUAUUACUCUUAUAGUCACAUAUGUCGAAAUGUGUUUAUUAAUUUUCUCCAUAUUAAUCUAAUUGAAGAUUUAAGCUCAGUUUGUAUAAAUUGAUUUAUCAUUGUAUCAUUUUUGAUAUUUCUUAUGUUAUCUGUUAAUUGUAAAUGUUUCAUCAUUUACUUUAAGCAAUAUAUAUUUUUAAAUAAAAAAAUAAUCGAAAAGCUGUUGGAAUCUGCAAUUCCAAAGCAAUAUACAGAACUGUACUUUACAAAUUCAGGCCUCAAAUAUACAUAGUUGAAAAAUCUUGAUAACAAUGCUGCCUAAGCAUCUUAAAAUUAACCCUUACAAUGAGAUAUAUCUUUCAUUUUGCGUACUUAUAAGUAUUUGCAGUGCUAAUGAUAUGCUGAACAGAGUACAUGCAGGUGGAAAUUUAUCAAGACAAAAACAGGUUAUUUUCUCGAAAAAAGAGCUAAACAAGGAACAAUCACCAUGGAAACCAAUAGAAUGUCUCAACAGUUACUUCUUUGCACACAGAAUAGCAUCUGGUUUGCUUUGAUAAACUUUUUUUUUUCAGGACUACAACUCCUUUGAUGCUUUGCUACUGUUACAGCAGAUAAUGUAACAUGGUCAUCAUAGUCAUUCCUGCUGUUUUGACACCCCCUAGAUUGGUUGCUAUCAGACCCCACGUAUACUGAGAUUCACCAUAUUUUUCUCCCUGACAAAACACUGGCUGGGCCGAUUGUCUAAGGAACUCCAGAAACUGGUUAGAAAGCAAUCAUUUACAUUCUCACAUAACCCUGAACCUUACAUAAAAGCAUAAUUUUCAGAAAAAAAUACUAUUGUGAUAUUUGCUAAAGCAACAUUGACAGAAUGUAGAUCAUUCAUAUGAUUAAUGGCACAAGAUCCUUGUUAUAGCUGUAGAUUCAUGUUCUAACUAUAGGAGUAGUGAUCCCUCUCAUUUAAUUGAUAGUUAUGUUACCCAUCUUUCUUUGGGAUACUAUCCCAAAGUAGUUUCAGUAUCACCAUUCGAAAAGCUUUAACAUACCUCCCAAAAAUAUCAAACUAUGGAAAUAAGAAAGACAUUCUAUUUUUAACCCCUUAAGGACACAUGACAUGUGUGACAUGUCAUGAUUCCCUUUUAUUCCAGAAGUUUGGUCCUUAAGGGGUUAAAGACAACUCUUUCUUUGUUGUAUUUGUGUUAUAAAGUAGUUCUAUAAUAUAAAAAAUAAUUUGUUUCAAGAAUUUACAUUCAUUAGUGCUUAUAGAUUUCAAGAUAUUACUUUGUUAUUACUUAUAUUCUCACCCUAUUUAUAUACAAAUAUUCUGUAAAAUAUCAAGUUACAUAUAAUUUCUUUCGUCUGAUUUAUGUUUUGACCAUUUUUUGCAAAGCUGUUUUGGGAUGUCCAUCAGGUUGAAGUACAACCAUUGUGUUAAAUAAUGACCUUAUUGAAUAGAUGAAGGCCUAUCAUAUAUACAGAAGUAACAAGACAUCAAGUGAUAAAUAAAUGACCUGAACCAUUUGAUCUAAACUUGCUGUUUGAUCAGUAAGAUAGUUUAUUCCACUUAAAAGGCAUUCAUUAAAAUGGCAGAAAAUUCUAAAUAUAUACCAUUCUCUCCUCACACUAAAAGCACAUUAGUUUCAAAAUAGUACGUCCAAUACAAUUUUACGCUAAAUAACUGUAUUUGAUGGUUAGUCUUUGAUGUUUUGUUUUGCUGAUGAUAGUGUGGUACACACUACAAAUAAUGAAAAACAAUAAUAAUUAUUUUUAUGAUAAAUAUCAUUAUUAUUACAAGCGAGGUUCUGAUACAGAUGAAUAGAAAAUAGCUAAUAGCUAACCUUUUUAAUAGUAUUCAUAGGCAUUUCUGCUUUUGAAAUUACAAAACAGUAUUUUAAAUGCUUGAAUGGCUUCCAUAUGGAAUGCUUUUUGAAAGUUAGAUUUCACUUUGUGAAACAAUUCUUCCCAUAAAAGAUUUUCUAUUAUAUAAAGUAGAUUUUAUGGAAAUCAAAACAAAAUAGGGUCAAUGUUACAGUUAUUAAAAUAAUUAUAAUGUUUAGAAUAUAAAUUCCUUGAUUCCAUCUGCUUAUAUUUAAUUACUUGUAUAUUUUUUUUACAAACAUGUUGGGUUGUUCUUCAGUGCAUGAAAAGCAGGUAUUUGGAGAUAUAGGGGUUCUCUUAAAAAAAAAUAAAAAAUUAAAUGUUUUUUUUUUAUGUGUGUGUACCCCUCUCUAGCCUAUAACCUAGAGUGGACCCCUGCCCUUCUGUUAGUUCCCCACUGUUUAUAUAUAUAUUAUGUUUGUGUGUAUAUAAUAUAAACACAAUAUAUAUGCAUAUAUAUAAGUAUACAUAUUUUAUUUUAUUUAUAUAUUGUUAUAUCUAUAUAUGACAUACAAGGUCCAGGAAACUUGCUCAUUCACUAAACAGCAAUUUGAAGUCUCACAGAAUGUAAUAGUUUUAUUUUAAAAAACCUCACCAAGGCAAAAAAUAAUGGGGGUUUAGUUACAGUAUAUGAUCAUACAUUGCAUAACCCUGCCACAACGCCAAUGUACCCCAUUCUUGGUAGGUCCUGUUCUAGCAAUCAAAUGCCUACUAAUUACUGUCACAUAUUAUAUAUUGUGAUAGCUCAGUGGGCUAAUACAUCAUCAGUCAAAUCUGUUCAACCAUUGGGUUACAGGUUCAAAUCCUGACAGGCCUUCAUCCUUAGGAGGUAGAUAAAAAAUUUACAAUUAAAUAGUAAUAGUAACAACCCCUGGAUGUCAAUAAGGUAACAUUCACAGGACAUACUUGAAAACCAGAGAAAUCUGAAUGUACAUUUCCUGGUGAAACUUUGUUAUUAUUAUAUAUUUAUAUAUAAUAUACAUUAUGUUUUUAUAUAAUUAAUGCAGUUUAACAUGUAUAACCACUCAGUAAGUCUGUUUUCAUUUUCCAACUGAGAUGCCAGGUCGCAUUAACUCACUAUUAUUAAAUAAGUCUGUUCUAGCCAUAAUGUUCUAACCAUAAUGUUGUCUCUUUAAAUCAACAGAACUUAAUUGAAUAAUGGACAGAGAAAACCAUACCCAAACAAGAGAAUUUAUUUUUGUGGGAUUUUCAGAGCUUCCUGAAAUUCAACAAUUAUUAUUUGCAGUAUUGUUAUGCACCUACCUAACCAGUGUCCUUGGAAACAUAUCUCUAAUUCUCACUUAUAAAUUUAGCUUGGAUCUUAACACCCCUAUGUAUUUUUAUCUUGCCAACCUGUCCUUUCUAGAGGUAUGUUAUAUUUCAACUACCGUUCCCAAAAUGUUAUCAGUUCUUCUAGCAGAUCAUAAAUCGAUCUCCUUUUAUGAAUGUGCCCUACAAAUGUACUGUUUCAUCCUACUGGGAGGUACAGAGUGCUACAUGCUUGCCGCUAUGGCAUACGAUCGCUAUAAUGCUAUAUGCCACCCACUUUUAUAUAGCAGCAUAAUGAAUAAAAGAGUCUGUAGUCAGCUUAUAGUGGGGUCAUGGACAAUUGGUGCUGGAAACUCUCUGAUACACACGGUUCUCACAUUUACUCUGUCCUUCUGUAAUGAGAAUACGAUCAAUCAUUUCUUUUGUGAUAUUCCACCUCUCAUGGAACUGGCAUGUACAGACACUUGGAUCAACGAGCUUGUUCUCCUUGUUGCGUGCGGUCUUGUUAUUGUAUGCUCGUUCCUGAUAACCGCGCUUUCUUAUGUACAUAUCAUCUCAGCUGUUCUAAACAUUCACUCUGUCUCAGGAAGAAAAAAAACAUUUUCAACUUGUACCUCCCACUUAAUAGUUGUGUGCUUGUUUUACGGUUCCGCCAUUUUUAUGUAUUUCCGACCAAAAUCAAGUUACAUGAUGGAUCAUGACAGGCUAAUAUCAGCCAUGUAUGCAGUUAUUACACCCCUGAUGAACCCUUUUAUAUAUAGCCUCAGGAACGUCAAUGUCAAAGUAGCUAUUAAGAAGAUAGUGUAUCGGAUCAUUAUAAUUUAGAUGUACUAAGGGUAAUAUGCCACACUAUCUGAUCUUUUGGAGUAAUGUUGUUUAUCUUGGGAAACGCUAACCUAUUCCACUGGUGAGACACAUUCUCUCCUGUUACAGCUAUCUAUUGCGAUGCCCUUUAUUUUGUAUUUUGUUGUCCAAGGUCAGAGAGAAUUAUGUCCAGGUAGAUUAACUCCUCAUAAAUUUCUUUUUAAUAGCAAGCCUAUAAAAUUCAUUUAGUUCAGGCAGAUGCAUGAACAAAGAUAUUAGUCUUCUCCACAGAGAAACAAUCUCCUCUUUUAUUGCAUUUACUUCUAAACCACUGUAUAAUUAAUUAAUAUGUUGAUUUCACUUAAUAUUUAAUGUUGCGUGUGACUGAUGAAGACAGCGCAAACUGUUUAAUGAGAGAGAUAUAAAGACGGAUGUACUCUUUUUUGUGUGAAUAUUCUUCAUAAGGAACAAAGUUUUUUCUUUGAAAGAAAAAUAUAGAGGUUCUAAUGAAAUACAAUUUGAUUUCCUUUCUCUUGAAUAUCUGUGUGAUCAUUUACCAUUAUUUUCUUCUUUUGUACGUUGAUUUUAUAGUACAAUCCAGUUAAAGAAACUGUGUACUAUAAUACACACGAGAAAAUAAUGUAUUAUAAAAGUCUUUCUGCUGUGUAAUAAAAUCGAUAAAGAUGCAUUAUUAACCUGUUUUAUUAUUGGCUGCUUUUAUAUUAUUUUUCUCUUUAAUUAUAAUUUCACAAAGGCAGCUGAAAUAGAGAAAUCGAAGAUGAACACAGCAUUGUUCUACUCGUGAAAAGCAAUUGUAUUUGGAUUCUGACAGUGUUAAAGAAGAGCUGUCACCUGUGAGUUGGUGACAGUUCUGUUUUCAAUCACUGAUGUAAAAGCUACUGAAUUAUUUAUUGUGGAGGGGAGUGUGAGGAAGGUAAGUAUAAAAAGACUUACCAGGACAGGUUUUUUUUGCCCUGUAUUCUUUCCAAGAUGUCACAUCAACAGAUUACAAAAAUGUAUAUGACAUGUCUGGACGUAACAAUUUUAAUAGUCUAGUGGAUUUGAACUUUCACUAUUCACAGGCUUAUCAACAAAAGAAAAUAAUGCACCAAAUUUAAAGUCAAUUUUCUAGUUUGGUUAAUGUGGCCUAUAUUUUAAAAUUCAUUUUGAAUUUCCAGUGAUUCUCACGUUAGUAAAUAACACGGUCAGUAUUUCAAAAUAUUCCCUUCGCCCUCUAUUACUACUAUGUUGAUGUUUAUCAGUGUGAGGACAAUUACAUGGCAUCAUCUGGAUCCAGUCUUCAUUUUGUUUUGUUUUUUAAUAAAUAUUUUGGAAAUUUGCAAGGAUUUAUGAGAAAGUUAAACAAAAUUUGAAAACAAAGAGAGGGUUAAACAAGCAUUGCCAUUACACGAAACAGCCUUACAUUAUAGUACCACUAUAGGCACCCAGACCACUUCAGCUUAAUGAAGUGGUCUGGGUGCCAGAUCCAUCUAGGAUUAACCCUGCCUGCUGUAAACAUAGUAGUUUCAGAGAAACUGCUAUGUUUACACUGAGGGUUAACCCAGGCUCUAGCGGCUGUCUCAUUGACAGCCGCUAGAGGCGCUUUCGCGCAUCUCACUGUGAUUUUCGCAUUGAGAAUGCUUUCCUAUGGACUGACUGCACAUUCAGCCGAUGACGACCGAAGGAGGAGGAGAGUCCCCAACGAUGAGGAAGCCCGGCGCAGGAGAAAG